GUUUUCACCAGUUGAUUCUAUUCCAAUUGAAUCUAUAAAUGAUUAUGUCCUUUGGUAGACUAAGUGAUUUUCAUGUUCGAUAAGUAUCCGAACAAAGAACACCGCAAAGAUUCUUGGAGGAAAGAUAUCUGUUUCUUGCCCUCUCUUUGUUUUCUCAUUCAGGUUCUGCGGGGCGUGGAUUAUUCUGGGUUCUGGAGAGAGCGGAAUUUUGAUUGGGAUUCUAGUUUCUAUCUGAUUUCAGGAUAGAAGUUCUUUCGAGUAUUGUACUGUAUUGUGUUGUAUUGUAUUGUAUUGUAUAGUCUUUUGUGUUGAGUUGUUCGAGAGUCCUAUUUCUAUUCCGGUUGGGUGUUUCUGUUUGAGGGAUUGGGGCACUUGGGGUGGGUUGUUGACUGGAUCUGAAGAAGAAGAAAAGAAGAAAAGAAGAAGAAGAAGAAGAAGAAGAAGUCUUGAUACGUUUGGGAAGCUUUUGUUUUCACGCGUUGGUUGGUUGGUUGGUUGGAUCGAAUCCUCUUUUGCGCAUUUCCUUACGUCGAGAUGUCGAGAUUCAAACCGGGGGUAAAGGGAAAAGGGAAAGGGAAAGGGAAAGGAAACGGAAAAGGAAAAGCUCAACCAAAAUCCGCCAAGGAAAAGAGUAAACUUCGCGCGAAUUUAUCGCGGCAGGUUGAUACACAUCGCGGGCCCAAACUCCCGGCGUCUGUAUCUACGAGUAUUCAAAGUCGAGCUGCGAAACAACAGAUCGUUAUAGACUUGACUUCUUCCUCGCCCCCUCCCAUUCGAAAAAUCUCUCCCUCUCCCCCCAAAAUCAUCGCAACACCGCAUGCACAGAAACACAAGCACAAACUCGCACUCGCGCUCGCGCCCCUAUCAUCAAGCGAACGAUCUCCCGGUAUCCAUUCCCCCAUAACUCGCUCCCUAUCUCGCUCUCUCGCAAAACCUCUUUUUGCCAACCCUCCCAGGCAUAUGGCGCAAUCUAGCACGCAGCCUUCCCAAUAUUACAUCCAAGCGUGUCAUGUUAAGCAUAUGACGCCGGGCACGGUUGUGUGGCUCCCAUCGAAAGAAGAUAUUGUGGAUAAUGCGUUUGUGGAUCCGAAAUUGCAUGUCAAUGCGUUUGAUCACCCGGCUGUGAUUGUGAGUAUGCCGAAUCCGGCGAGUGAGGUUUCGGUGGUGGAGAUUGCGAUUAUGACAUCACUCGGGUCGCGCAGCCUCCACGAAACCAAAAAACUCGGCCAUCGAUCCCUCCUCUUCCGCGUGCGCACCGCACAGCUCCCAAGCGCAAAAGUAGACAUCACGUUUAAAGAUGGGAAGGGGAUGAAGGGGAAAUACAGCUUUGUCAAUUGUCGCGAGUCGUGGCGCGUGCAAAUCGGCACGUUGGGGUUUUAUGCGAGGGGGAGGGGGGUUGGGUCUGGGAAGGAUGUUGAGUGGUUGAGAUUGACGACGUUGAGUUUGGAAAAGUUGAGAGCGAGUAUUGGGUGUGGGAAGGGGUUGGGGGGUUAGUGGUUAGGGUUGUGAUGUGAAAAGGAAGGGGGGGAACUGAAGAGGAGUUUCUUGAAAUGAGGUGGGUGGGUAGUAGAUGUUAGAUCAUGUUAUUCAAGAUUCUGCCAUUUACCAUCUACCAUCAGCAUUGCAAACCCGAAUCAACAAACAACAAACAAAAGAGAACUGAAUCACCAAUAUUAAAAUCAAAACACUUCCUCCCUACACAACCAAACCCCAAUUAAUAUUUAUAUCCAUAUCAACAUCCCCAUCCCCAUCCACACCAACAUCCAAACACAUCUCAUUUUCAUUUUCAUUUUUCCCUUCUCAUUCCCCAAAACAAUACAACACAACACAACACAACACAACUUUCUCCAACCACCUUUCACCCACCAACAAAAAAAAAACAAAAAAAAAAAAAAGAAAGGAAAAAUCCACCAUUAGAAAUAAGCCAAGACAUUACAUUACGAUUGAAAAAAAAAUCUCCAAGAAACUCUCUAGUGUGUGAUGUAUACUGAGAUAUUUCCUCUGCAAACUAUACAUAUACAUAUACAUAUACAUAUACAUAUACAUACAUACAUAGCUCAAUAGCA
This is a messenger RNA of Botrytis cinerea B05.10, 2066 nucleotides long. RefSeq lists its product as hypothetical. The record is from RefSeq and is a predicted model, not a curated record. The transcript is spliced from 2 exons. Bases 535 to 1494 code for a protein of 319 amino acids. Lineage: Eukaryota; Fungi; Ascomycota; Leotiomycetes; Helotiales; Sclerotiniaceae.